Molecule: messenger RNA, 2644 nt
Organism: Hevea brasiliensis (rubber tree)
Lineage: Eukaryota; Viridiplantae; Streptophyta; Magnoliopsida; Malpighiales; Euphorbiaceae
Product: alkaline/neutral invertase A, mitochondrial
Exons: 6
Coding region: 277-2322 (681 amino acids)
Biological process (GO): sucrose catabolic process
Cellular component (GO): mitochondrion
Molecular function (GO): endo-alpha-N-acetylgalactosaminidase activity; sucrose alpha-glucosidase activity
Source: RefSeq, a predicted model, not a curated record
UUAAAGUCAUUAUGCAAAUCUUCAAAGUUAACGUCUGGCUCAAGAGAAAGAAGCUUGCUUGCCCCUUUCACCACCUCCUCCUCCAUAUAAAAGGUAUCGUUCCUAAUUUGAACCGUCCUUUUCUUCUCCAAACUCCAUUUUCCCCUCACGAUUUUAUCAUCUCUCAUAUGAUCAUUACCCAAAAAUCUUCUUCUUGGUUCAUGAAAAUCCCACAAUUAGCUUGCUAGCAGAUAGAGGAAUACAUCUUUGCUCAUUUUGUUUUUGAUUUUUGAUGCUAUGGUUGCACUCGGUUUCCUUAGCAAUCAUUCCAUGAAACUUUCUUGUAGAUUCCUUAUGACUCGAAAGAGUCCGGGUAUUUUCGGGUCUGCAAAAUACCUUCAUACGUUAACCAGCAAUUUAUCAAGAAAUCAUGUCUGUUUUGAUUAUAACAAACAGUUUUCCGCAUACCCUUUUCGAAUCUGCGGAUUUCGAAGCGCGAUCAAUAAUACCCAGAAAAUUUUUUGUAUACCCAAGACCAAUUUUGGCCAAUCUGGGCUUAUAUCAUUUGCUCAUGAUGAUUGUACAAGAAGAAGAACAAGCAGGGGCGUUUCUGUUAUUGCUAGUUUUGCAUCAGAAGUGAAGGGAUAUUCAACGUCAGUCGAGACCAGGGUAAAUGAUAAGAAUUUUGAGAGAAUUUAUGUGCAAAACGGAAUUGGGGUUAAGCCUUUGGUAGUUGAGAAGAUUGAUAAAGACGAGAAUGUUGUGGGAGAGGAAGCGUCUAGGAUUGGAAUUGCUGUUCCUGAUGAAGGUGAAAAUGUGAACACUGAGAAUUUGGAGGGUGUCAAAGGAGUUGAGAUUACGAGUCCUAAGAGGGAGGAGUCGGAUAUUGAAAAAGAGGCGUGGAAGUUGUUGAAUGAUGCGAUUGUUAUGUAUUGUGGGAGUCCUGUAGGGACGGUGGCUGCAAACGAUCCAGGGGAUAAGCAGCCAUUGAAUUAUGAUCAGGUGUUCAUUCGUGAUUUUGUGCCUUCAGCUCUUGCAUUCUUGCUUAGAGGAGAAGGAGAGAUUGUGAGGAAUUUCCUGCUUCAUACCUUGCAAUUGCAGAGUUGGGAGAAAACAGUUGAUUGCUAUAGUCCGGGACAGGGGUUGAUGCCUGCUAGUUUUAAAGUCAGAACUGUGCCUCUUGAUGGCAAUAAAUUUGAAGAAGUUCUAGAUCCAGAUUUUGGCGAAUCAGCUAUUGGCCGUGUCGCACCUGUGGAUUCUGGGUUGUGGUGGAUUAUUUUACUGAGGGCAUAUGGGAAAAUUACUGGUGACUGCACAUUGCAAGAAAGGGUGGAUGUUCAGACGGGCAUAAAACUGAUCUUAAACUUGUGCUUAACUGAUGGGUUUGAUAUGUUUCCUUCUCUGUUGGUCACUGAUGGCUCUUGCAUGAUAGAUCGACGAAUGGGUAUUCAUGGUCACCCCCUUGAGAUCCAAGCCUUAUUCUACUCUGCUCUGCGUUGCUCUCGUGAGAUGCUGACUGUAAAUGAUGGGUCCAAGAAUUUGGUGAGGGCCAUUAACAACAGACUCAGUGCACUGUCGUUUCAUAUUAGAGAAUACUAUUGGGUGGAUAUCAAAAAGAUCAAUGAGAUUUACCGGUAUAAAACGGAAGAGUAUUCCAUGGAUGCCACCAACAAGUUCAAUAUCUAUCCUGAACAAAUUCCUUCUUGGCUCAUGGAUUGGAUACCAGAGGAAGGUGGGUAUCUUAUUGGGAACCUACAGCCAGCACACAUGGAUUUUAGGUUUUUCACUCUCGGAAAUCUUUGGUCUAUUAUUUCGUCUUUGGGUACCCCAAAACAAAAUAAAGCUAUUCUAAAUUUGAUUGAAGCUAAAUGGGAUGAUAUUGUUGGACGUAUGCCUCUUAAAAUAUGUUACCCUGCACUGGAGAAUGAGGAUUGGCGUAUAAUCACUGGCAGUGACCCAAAGAAUACCCCUUGGUCAUAUCAUAAUGGUGGAUCGUGGCCAACACUUCUUUGGCAGUUCACAUUGGCAUGCAUCAAGAUGGGCAGACUAGAACUAGCCCAGAAGGCAGUAGCUUUGGCUGAAAAAAGACUUGCAGUUGACCGCUGGCCUGAGUAUUAUGACACACGUACAGGAAAGUUCAUCGGAAAACAAUCUCGACUUUGUCAAACAUGGACAAUUGCUGGGUUCCUGACGUCAAAAGUUCUCUUAGAGAAUCCACAGAUGGCAUCAAUGUUAUUAUGGGAGGAAGACUAUGAGCUUCUUGAAAUCUGUGUUUGUGCACUUAGCAAGACUGGCCGGAAGAAGUGCUCUCGAGUUGCUGCUAAGUCGCAGAUUCUUGUGUAGAGGGUGACAGCCAUUCUGUCAAAUGCAAGAAUGAAUCUGUUAGUUCUGUACAGCUUGGAGUUUAGGAGAGGCUUACAAGAGUCCUAUAAAUGAGGAAUUUUGAACCUCUCUAUUGUAACGUAUGCUAGCAAUUUCUUACAACACUGUAUGAAAGUCUUGUUCUACUGAUCCGAUUAAUUAGCUAAGUUGAUUGGUCAUAGAAUUUUGAAGUACUAGGGUUUAGUUGAGGGACCUUUACAAGUUUAUAUUGCGGUUCCUUACAUAGCCACUUUGUACAUUACUAAAUUAUUUAUUAUUAAAUGUCAUUUUUUAUAUAUAUAAA